AUGGAUCCAGAUCAAUUUAAACAAUUUAUGAUGGUAAACCAGGAAACUUUAAAUCAACUGCAUAAAAGUUUGGCAAGUACUUCAAAUUCAAAUAAUACUAAUAAUUUUAUACCUCUAUUCGAAAAUUUUGAUGAACAAAAAGAAAACUUCAAAAUUUACAUAGAACGUUACGAAAACUACCUUAAAAUCAAACACGUUUUCGAUGACAAGAAAUUUGCUUUAGACUUACUAUUGAAUUCUAUUGGCUCUGCAACUUUUUCAAUGCUUUCAUCUUUAGUUGCACCUCACAAAAUUAGAGAUUUUGAUUACAACACCAUUGUAAAGAAACUUGAUAAUCGCCUGAAUCCAAAGAAAAAUAUUUUAGUGUUGCAGCAUAAAUUUCUUUCCUUAUAUCAACAAGAAAAUCAGUCAAUUUCCGAAUAUACUACUGCUCUAAAACAAGCUACUCUUGAAUGUGAAUUUAUCUCUACGUGCGAAUGUCAGGCAAACAUUUCUGAACAUUUUUUACGAGCUCAGUUUAUUCGAGGCAUCAAUGAUAACUUAAUUAGAGAACGUCUGCUGGAAUCCAAUGAAAAAUCAUUUGAAAAAUUAGAAGAAAAGGCUUUAAUCUUAGAAUCUUCAAUUAUCGACAGUAAAGAAUUUUCAUCAAGUAACAAUUCUUUAAAUAUCAACCAAAUCAAUAAAUCUAGACAGAGACCAAAUUCAGCGUCUUAUAAUAGGAAGCGUUCCCAGUCUGGAUCAAGAAUCAAUUUUCAAGAGUUGGGGAUAGACAAUCGAUGUUUACGAUGUGGUCAGCAACAUCUUGUUAAAAACUGUAAAAUCAAUCCUAAACGACUUUUUUGCAAAGGUUGUAAAAAAUAUGGUCACGUCAUUUUAGUCUGUAUUUCAACGCUUUUAGCAAACAAAGAUAAAACUAACUCGACCCAUCAUCUAAUUAAUGAAUAUCAACCAUCAACCAGCGAAACAGAACCAGAGGAUACUUUUGGCAUUAAUAAAAUUGUAGAUAUUUAUGAAAAUCAAUCUUACACGGAUGCUCAAAAGUUUUAUGUGACAGUCCUUAUUAAAAACAAACCGGCAACAUUUGAAGUUGAUUCUGGAGCAGGAUUUACACUCAUCUCAGAAUCAAAAUUUAAAGAACUAGAUCUUGAUUUACCACUUCAAAAAUCCGAUAUUGCCUUUAGAUCAUAUACAAAAAACGUAUUUUAUCCCCUAGGGAAAGCAAAAACAUCAAUACAAUAUCAAAAUAAAAUUUCAACAGAAGAAUUUUACGUAGUUCCUGAUGAAUUAGACUCCUUAUUAGGGCGUGUCUCUUGCGAAGACAUCCAAAAUGAUGAAUGUAACCUAUCAAAAUAUACUGGAAAUACUUUGAACCAAAAUUUCACUGCCACCAUGGAUGUGAAAAUCCCAGAAAAUCAAUUUGAAUGUGAAAUAUGCUCCAAACAUUUAGCAACAAGCCUUUCUUUAAAAGUACACAUGAGAAUACACACUGAGGAAAAACCGUUUAAAUGUGAAAUUUGCACCAAACAGUUUUCAAGAAACACACAUUUAACUGUACACAUGAUAGUGCAUACUGGUGAAAAACCUUUCACUUGUAAAAUAUGCACCAAACAAUUUUCAACAAACACAAAUUUAACUAGACAUAUCAAAGUGCAUACUGGUAAAAAACCUUUUGCAUGUGAAAUAUGUAACAAACAGUUUUCAGAAAGUUGCAAUUUAAAAUCACAUAUGGUAGUACACAGCGGUGAAAAAGCUUUUUCCUGUGACAUUUGCGCUAAACAGUAUUUACAAAGUUCAUCUUUACAAUCACAUAUGAGUGUGCAUACUGGUGAAAAACCUUUCACAUGUAAAAUAUGCACCAAACAGUUUUCAACAAACCCACAUUUAACUAGACAUAUGCGAGUGCAUACCGGUGAGAAACCAUUUGCAUGUGAAGUAUGUAACAAACUGUUUUCAGAAAGUUGGCAUUUAAAAUCACAUAUGGUAGUACACAGUGGUGAAAAAGCCUUUUCCUGUGAAAUUUGCGCUAAAAAGUAUUCACAAAGUUCUACUUUACAGUCACAUAUGAGAGUGCAUACUGGUGAAAAACCUUUCACAUGCCAAAUAUGCAACAAACAGUUUUCACAAAGAUCUGGUUUAGAAUAUCAUAUGAAAGUGCAUACUGGUGUCUCUUGCGAAGACAUGCAAAAUGAUGCAGGCAAUCUAUUAAACGGUACUGGAAACACUUUGAACCAAAACGUUGCUGCUACUACGGAUGUGAAAACAGAAGAAAAUCCUUUUAGAUGUGAAUUUUGCUCCAAACAAUUAACAAGAAGUUCUUGUUUAAAAAGGCAUUUGAGAGUGCACACCGGAGAAAAACCAUUUAGAUGUGAAAUUUGCACAAAACAGUUUUCAACAAACUCAAAUUUAACUAUACAUAUGAGAGUGCAUACUGGUGAAAAACCAUUUGAGUGUGUCUCUUGCGAAGACAUGCAGAAUGAUGCAUUGAAUCUAUUAAACGGUACUGGAAACACUUUGAACCAAAACGUUGCUGCUACUACGGAUGUGAAAAUAGAAGAAAAUCCUUUUAGAUGUGAAUUUUGCUCCAAACAAUUAACAAGAAGUUCUUCUUUAAAAAGACAUAUGCUAGUGCACAGUGGUGAAAGGCCUUUUACGUGUGAUCUAUGCAACAAACAGUUUUCAACAAACUCACAUUUAACUAGACAUAUGAGAGUGCAUACUGGUGAAAAACCAUUUGAGUGUAAAAUAUGCACCAAACAGUUUUCAAUGAAGCAUGCUUUAAAAUCGCAUAUGACAGUGCAUACUGGUGAAAAACCAUUUAGAUGUGAAAUUUGCUCCAAACAAUUUUCAACAAACACACUUUUAACUGAACAUAGAAGAGUACAUACGGGCGAAAAACCUUUCACAUGCACAAUAUGCACCAAACAGUUUUCAAAUAGUUCCAAUUUAACACAUCACCUGAAAACGCACACUGGGGAAAGACCUUUUGCGUGUGAAAUAUGCAACAAAGAGUUUUCACACAGUUCGUACGUCAAAGUACAUAUGAGAGUGCAUACUGGUGAAAAAUCUGCAUGUGAAAUUUGCGCUAAACAAUAUUCAGAUAGUGCAGGUUUGAAUAGACAUAUGAGUGUGCAUACUGGUGAAAAAUCUGCAUGUGAAAUUUGCGCUAAACAAUAUUCAGAUAGUGCAGGUUUAAAAAGGCAUAUGAGUGUGCAUACUGGUGAAAAACCUUUUACGUGUAACGUAUGCAGCAAACAGUUUUCAUAUAGUUAUUCUUUACAAUCACAUAUAAGAGUGCAUACUGGCGAAAAACCUUUUACAUGCGAAAUAUGCUCCAAACAGUAUUCACACAGUUCUAGUUUAACAGCACAUGUGAAAACACACACUACAGACUGA
This is a messenger RNA of Diabrotica virgifera virgifera (western corn rootworm), 3393 nucleotides long. RefSeq names its product zinc finger protein 420-like. Lineage: Eukaryota; Metazoa; Arthropoda; Insecta; Coleoptera; Chrysomelidae. The record is from RefSeq and is a predicted model, not a curated record. Gene Ontology annotation, biological process: regulation of transcription by RNA polymerase II. The transcript has 5 exons. Gene Ontology annotation, cellular component: nucleus. Bases 1 to 3393 code for a protein of 1130 amino acids. Gene Ontology annotation, molecular function: RNA polymerase II cis-regulatory region sequence-specific DNA binding; DNA-binding transcription activator activity, RNA polymerase II-specific.